This is a messenger RNA of Solenopsis invicta (red fire ant), 2077 nucleotides long. RefSeq lists its product as uncharacterized. The record is from RefSeq and is a predicted model, not a curated record. Bases 324 to 1424 code for a protein of 366 amino acids. NCBI's taxonomy places the organism in Eukaryota, Metazoa, Arthropoda, Insecta, Hymenoptera, Formicidae. The transcript is spliced from 2 exons.
GAGAAUAUACUCUCUUCAAAAUUAGCGCGCUCAGUAUACUCUGCACGCGCUGCGAUGACAACCUGCUAGAUGUCUCGCCGAGUAACAAAUUAAUCAUCAAGCAUGUAAAGAAGGAUAAGAGAGGAAUAGAUAGAUAGAUAGAAGAAACAUAGAAGUAACCUAACAGAAUAAGUGAUAAAAGCAAAGUUGUAAGAAGAGUCAGAUAAUUGACCUAAAUUGUCGUUUCUCUUAUUUACAGAGAAACAAAUUUGGUUAAUUCAUUUCGAUCGCCCUAACUCCAGGGAAAGAACAUCACAUUAUAAAACGACAAUUUCUGUCACAAGAUGAAAUUAAGAUUUGCAUUCAAAGCGGUGGUGUCCCCAAAGGAUAGCAAAUCUACGGUUGCGGCCAUAACCUCAAUCGCUACAGAAGAUGGGGAACAAUACGCUAUACCAGAUGAACUCAUCUAUGCAGAUUAUCACGGAGAAUUAACAAAGACGGAGAAUUUCAAAAAAGUAAAAGAAUCAUUAGGAAGGAGGCACGAUGAGUUGAAAAUAUGGAUAACGCUGACAAAAGAAUUGGAAAAGACAUACGUAGACGAAGAAGGAAAUAUCCAGUUUGGAGGAAAAUAUUUAAAACAAAUAGCGCGAGGACACACUGAAGAAAACUCAGAUUUGGCAAAAAUACUGGGAAAACUAGUGGAAAACUCAGAAAAAAAAGAAGAAGAGAAAAAUUUAAAACACAUUAUAGAUAAAUUUGUAUUAGGGAAAUUCAACCAUAAAACAUCCAAUGUUAAACAAUGGUUAGACACAUUCGAGAAGGAAUGUGGAAGAUUUAAUAUAGAAAAGGAUAAAACCAAAAUCGAAUUAUUGAGAGCAUUUUUAGACGGAACAUGCCAAGACUGGUACACUUCUACAGUAAUAAGAGGGGAACAUGAAGACGAUUGGCAGGGAUGGAAGCAAGAACUAAUAGAAACCUUCGCAAAUAAAGGAUGGAGUAGCAGAACAUAUGCUCACUAUUUUAAGUACAAGGAAGGCUCACUAAUACAAUAUGCAAUAAAGAAAGAACGACUAUUACUGGAAAUAAACAAGGACAUGGACGCGGAUACAAUGAUAGAUAGGAUUGCAUUUGGCUUACCAGAUUUCAUCAGAGAGAAAAUUGACAGGGAAGAAAUAAAAAAUACAAGAGAUUUAGUGAAUGAAUUACAGAAGCUUGAAGGAAUAACAGAUAAAAAGAAAACAUUUAGAAAAGAAGGCAAACCAGAAAACAGAGUUAAGAAUGAAGAAAGGAAACCAUGCAAAACAUGUGAGGAGAUGGAUAAAGGUGCAAGAUAUCACCCAGAAGAGAAAUGCUGGUUUAGACGAGAAGAAAAAGAGAAGCCAAAAGCCAUAGGAAGCAAUUCAGUAAUAGAAGUAGACCUAAGUACAGAGAAAAAAAACGAAUAGUCACACCAUUGAUCAAACUUAAAAUGCUAGUCGAGAAUCAGAUAGAGAUAAUGGGAACAUAUGACCCAGGCUCUCAAGUCUCCUUAAUAAACUCGAAAUGGAUAAAGAUAAAGGAUAAUAGAGAAGAUGUAAAUAGGAUAUUUUUAAAGUCGAUCAAUGGUGUGAAUUACACAAAUGGAUUGGUAAGAAUAAGAAUAAAAAUAUAUAAUAUAGAAAAAGAAGUAGAAGUAUACAUAGUUGAAAGAGAGGAUUUCGAAGAUUUUAUAAUAGGAUUGGAUUUAAUCCCCACGUUCAAGUUGAGACUGAAUGAAAAUUUAGAGAUCUCACAGAAAAUAGAAGAAGGGAUAGAAGAACCAAAGAUAAUACUAAGGGAAAUAGAAAAUGAAACGGAAAAGUGUUCAGUUAAUUUUAACGAACACGUGGAAACAAACGAAUUCCAAAUAAAUAUAGAACAUUUAGACAAAGAUAAAAAAAUUAAGAUAGAAAGAUUAAUAGAUAACAACAAAUCAGCGUUUGCAAAAGACAAAUACGACGUUGGAAAGGUGAAGGAGUACGAAGCCAGAAUCGAUUUAAUAGUAGAGAGAUACUGCAGUAAAAGACCGUACAGAUGCAAUAUAGAAGACAAAGAAGAAAUAGAAAAACAGAUAGCCAAA